Molecule: messenger RNA, 1588 nt
Organism: Pistacia vera
Lineage: Eukaryota; Viridiplantae; Streptophyta; Magnoliopsida; Sapindales; Anacardiaceae
Product: DNA polymerase eta-like
Exons: 8
Coding region: 1-1080 (359 amino acids)
Biological process (GO): response to radiation; error-prone translesion synthesis
Cellular component (GO): nucleus; site of double-strand break; replication fork
Molecular function (GO): DNA-directed DNA polymerase activity; damaged DNA binding
Source: RefSeq, a predicted model, not a curated record
AUGGAAACNGAGCAAAACAAGCGGAUUGCACGCACACUCACACUGCAUGUGAGUGCAUUCAGGUCAAGUGAUACAGAUUCUCUUAAAAAGUUCCCUUCAAAGUCUUGCCCUUUAAGGUAUGGGACUGCCAAGAUUCAAGACGAUGCUUUUAACCUAUUUCAAGCUGGAUUACGUGAAUAUUUAGGCUCAUAUGGAGUUAAAACUCAAGGAAGUCAUUACAAUGGAUGGGGAGUAACAGCUCUUUCUGUUUCAGCAAGUAAAAUUGUUCCUACAUUGUCUGGAACAUGUUCAAUCACGAAAUAUUUCCAUGGCCAAGAUGCAUCUGAUUCUUCUUUAAAGCAAUUACCUGAUACCUUUGCUGGAAAUAUCGCACUGUUGUCACCUUCAGGCAGUGAAAGCUAUUCAGAACUGAAUCCAACUGAACCACAAGUCAAGUUCCCUAGUGAAGAAGUGCGAAUGAAACUUUCUGUGGCUGGUUUGGGUCAACAAGAAGAUCAAUCUUGCUCCAGUAUACAGCAGGCAUCAUGUAGCUUCACCCCAGAAGUUUCACCAUUCUCUUGCUCAGGAAGUGAAAGCUUUUCAGGACUGAACCAAAGUAAGCAACAGAGGGAUCAGGUUCAUUCUGAUGACUCCAGGAUUAAACCUAUCAUGACUAAUUUGAAGCAGCAGGAACAAAAGAGAAAUGCUUUGAAAGACAAGGGAACAUCUUCAAUCUUGAAUUUCUUUAAGAGCCAGAAUCCUUCUUGCUCAUCAUGGAAGCAGGAGCAUGUUGAAACUUCUCAAAAUGCUAAAGCUACAGUAGGCGAUUGCUGUUCAAAAUUGAUUCAAGUUCAGGAGCCAAUAGAGAGUUUUUUACCGGAGACCGCAACAAACAGUGGCAGGUCCAGUUCAGAUCAAAUUCGACAAACAAGUGAAGCAUGGAAUUACAGGAUUGAAGAGAUUGACCCCACUGUGAUUGAUGAAUUACCCCCACAAAUCCAAGAUGAAAUCCGAGCCUGGCUCCGGCCACAUAAGCGACCUAAUAUAGUGAAACGAGGUUCUUCCAUUGCUGAUUAUUUCUUACCAUCCAAAAACAGAUGAGAGAAUCCCAAGUGAUAUCAUCCUGUAGAAAGCUAUGUUCUCUAAAUCAAAGUUCUAUGGAGUCACAUUUGUAUCUGUAAGUAUCAUAAAUGUUCUUCAUUCUUAAAUUGCGCUGCACACUAAUAUGUGAGAAAAUGAUACAGAACAUGUAUGAUAGUAGAAAUUAAAAAAAAAAAAAAAAAAAAAAAAAAAAAAAAAAAAAAAAAAAAAAAAAAAAAAAAGGAAUGUCAAUUAUUGUGGUUAGUGCUAUCAUAGGCUGCUCCAGUGUAUAUAAAAUUAUGGAAAUUGAAGGUGAAGGGUGAAUUAGAUUUGCUUUAUAUCAUGAUAUGUAUAUUUGGGUUCAAUGUAAUUCAUUUUUCCUUUAUGUAUAUGAUCUGGGAAUUAUGGGUUAUACUUUUAGAAAUAUUUAUUUUGUUUAUGGUGCUAUGAAUUACAGUCUUGUAUCUGCACGCUUAAGUUCAUAACAAUUAGGCUUGGCCAAAAACAAAUGUCGUUUAGUUAUAUUUAA